AUGAAGGGCCCUCGGAACCUGAUCAGAUACGCUUCUGUGCUCGCAACGGGGAUCCCCCUCGCCUGGAGCCAACGAUGCCUCGACAACCCCGAAAACAACAUUGGUGCCUCUGUCCACACUAGCAGUGGCUUGAUUGAGGGCCAUGCCGCACCCCGCAGAGCUGAAGUCUCUGAGUAUUUAGGUAUCCCCUAUGCCUCGCCACCAAUCGGAGACCUUCGGUUCGCGGCUCCUGUGGCUUAUCAUUCCAAGGAACGCGUUCAUGCAAAUGCAUAUAGUCCUGAUUGCCCUGCAAAUCCAGGGUCGGUUCCAGAUUACCCUGGCUUCACUUCUCAAGCCCCAAGAAUCAUCAAAUCAUUCACACAGCAGCUACGCACUUCUCAAAGCGAAGAUUGCUUAUAUCUCAAUGUGUGGACACGACCCACUGUGUCUGAGCUAAAGCCAGUGCUUCUUUGGAUUCAUGGCGGUCGGUUCACGGGCGGCGGCGCAAAUAACCCAUACUAUGAUGGGCAGGCACUAGCAGCUGAUCAUGAUAUCGUUGUUAUUACCAUCAAUUAUCGUCUGAACAUUUUCGGAUUCUCCGGCGCGCCCAAUCUCCCCCAGAACGUUGGACUGCUAGACCAGCGUAUGGCAGUUGAAUGGGCCCAUCAAAACAUUGCUGGAUUUGGUGGUGACCCAGAUCGAAUCACCAUUUUCGGCCAAUCUGCUGGUGGAGCUUCUGUUGACUAUUAUUCUCACGCCUAUAUUGACAAUCCGCUCGUUGCGGGUCUGAUCUCCCAUUCCGGAACAUCACUUAGCUUUGAGCCCAACACCGCUGAGCAGUCUGCUGGGUACUUCUUCACGGCUUCCAAGAUUCUUGGCUGUGGUGAUAGCCGUGACAAUCAUGAGCAAGUCGUCAAAUGCGUCCGUCAGAAGUCAUAUCGAGAAGUUGUCAAGGCCAGCGCCAAGGUCCCUGCUGCACCGUCGCCGGCUAUUCCACAAGCCGUCUUCCACCCGACUGUCGAUGGGAUCACCGUAUUCGAUGACUACGCAAAGCGAUCCUCAUCAGGCAAUUUUGCACAUUUGCCAUACCUUAUCACAAGCAAUGACUACGAGCCGGGUUAUUAUCGUGUGAGCGCAUACAGUGCAAACAUUUCACUUAGCGACGAAGCCUGGAACAACUACAACGACGCAGCAUUCACCUGUCCGAGCGGUGCGUCUGCAAGAUACCGAUUUGCCAAUGAUGUUCCCGUGUGGCAAUCGCACUAUUUUGGCGACUGGGAGAAUCUGCGGCUGUAUCCCACCAGCGGAAGUUACCAUGGAGCUGAUCUCCCGAUGGUGUUUGGGACUUCCGAACAGGUCAGUGGAAUACCAAAUAGCGAUAGGGAGAACGAAUUCUCCAGGUUUAUAAGUUCUGCUUGGGUUGCAUUUGCAACCGAUCCCAAUCACGGCUUGACUAAGUUUGGUUGGCCUCGAUACAACCCCGAGGAGAAGACACUUGUUGCCUUGGCCUAUAUGAAGGACGAAAACUUUCGGACCAUUCAAAGUUCAGAAGUCGAGCAGCGUUGCGCUGCUUUCAAGGGAAACAGCACCCUUGGAAAGGGAGCCUUUUGA
This is a messenger RNA of Penicillium olsonii, 1590 nucleotides long. The record is from the annotation of a GenBank genome assembly. NCBI's taxonomy places the organism in Eukaryota, Fungi, Ascomycota, Eurotiomycetes, Eurotiales, Aspergillaceae.